CAACUGCCAUGCUGCAGGCUCAGCUGUUUGAGUCUAGGAAGAAGCUGGAUGAGGACGUGGGGACCCUGGAGUCUCUGGAGGAGGUGAAGAGGAAGCUACAGAAGGACAUGGAGUUGACCAGCCAGCGGCUGGAGGAAAAAGCCUCCGCCUUCGAUAAGAUGGARAAGACCAAGACCCGCCUGCAGCAGGAGCUGGACGACCUCAUGGUGGACCUGGACCACCAGAGGACCAUCGUCUCGAACCUGGAGAAGAAGCAGAAGAAGUUCGACCAGCUCCUGGCUGAGGAGAAGACCAUCUCUACCCGCUAUGCUGAGGAGCGUGACAAGGCCGAGGCUGAGGCCAGGGAGAAGGAGACCAAGGCUCUGUCUAUGGCCCGGGCUCUGGACGAGGCCCUGGAGGCCAAGGAGGAGUUUGAGAGGCUCAACAAGCAGCUGAGGACUGAGAUGGAGGACCUGAUGAGCUCCAAGGACGACGUGGGCAAGAGCGUCCAUGAGCUGGAGAAAUCGAAGCGCACCCUGGAGCAGCAGGUGGAAGAGAUGAGGACCCAGCUGGAGGAGCUGGAGGACGAGCUGCAGGCCACAGAGGACGGCAAGCUGCGUCUGGAGGUCAACAUGCAGGCCAUGAAGGCCCAGUUCGACAGGGACCUGCAGGCCAGAGACGAGCAGAACGAGGAGAAGAAGAGGACGCUGGUCAAACAGGUUCGUGAGAUGGAGGCAGAGCUGGAGGAUGAGAGGAAGCAGAGAGCCCUGGCCGUGGCAGCUAAGAAGAAGCUGGAGAUGGACCUCAAGGACCUGGAGGGGCAAAUAGAAGCAUCCAACAAGGCCAGAGAUGAAGCCAUCAAACAGCUCAGAAAACUACAGGCCCAGAUGAAGGACUACCAGAGGGAGUUGGAGGAGGCCAGAGCAUCCCGUGAUGAGAUCUUUGCACAGUCUAAAGAGAACGAGAAGAAACUAAAGGGCCUGGAAGCUGAGAUCCUACAGCUGCAGGAGGACCUGGCGGCUUCAGAGAGGGCCCGUAGACACGCUGAGCAGGAGAGAGACGAGCUGGCCGACGAGAUCUCAAAUACCGCCUCUGGAAAGUCGGCCCUACUAGAUGAGAAGAGGAGGCUGGAGGCCCGCAUCUCGCAGCUGGAGGAGGAACUAGAGGAGGAACAGAGCAACAUGGAGCUGCUCAACGACCGCUUCCGCAAGACCACCAUGCAGGUACAGUGCAACUCUCACAUUGUCAAACACGUACACACAGCUCAUGAAGGUACAGAACAGUCUCUUUAUGGCCUGGAGAGUAGAAUGGAGAGGCAGAACAAGGAGCUGAAAGGCCAAGCUGGGAGAGCUGGAGGGGCAGUCAAGUCCAAGUUCAAGGCUGCCAUCACCGCCCUGAGGCCAAGAUACUGGCAGCUGGAGGAGCAACUGGAGCAGGAGGCCAAGGAGAGGGCAGCAGCCAAUAAGAUCGUCCGACGCACAGAGAAGAAGCUGAAAGAGGUGGUGAUUCAGGUGGAGGACGAGCGUCGCCAUGCCGACCAGUACAAGGAGCAGAUGGAGAAGGCCAACUCUCGUAUGAAGCAGCUGAAGCGUCAGCUGGAGGAGGCUGAGGAGGAGGCUACCAGGGCCAACGCCUCCCGUAGGAAACUACAGAGGGAGCUGGACGACGCCACCGAGGCCAGCGAGGGCCUGACCCGCGAGGUCAACACACUCAAGAACCGCCUCAGGCGUGGAGGCCCCAUCAGCUUCUCGUCUAGCCGUUCAGGCCGCAGCCGGCAGCUCCAGAUCGACGGAACCUCCGUGGACAAUUCUGACGACGACGCCGACAGCCGCGCCAGCGACCACAACGACACGCAAGCCUCCAACCAGACCGAAUAGACGCUCCCUGCUAAUCCUACCAACCCUAUCGAUUAGCCAGCCUGGCAGCAUAGUGACUACAACACCUCAGCCUCUCCAUCUGUUCCUGUCCACGAGUCAACAGCAGGGAGAACCAGGGUCCUGUUCAUUAGGCACCAAAACAGAAGAAAACAGUCCGAAACAGGGAGGGACUACCUGGAUUUGUCCAAUAAGAACCGCUCGUUUUCAUUUUCCGUUGAAAGACGCUUUCAAACGUUUUGCUACGGUGUGUUCUAAUGAAUACGACCUAGACCACCCCACCCCUCCCAGAAAUGCUCCCUCCCUGGGGAUGACAAAGCAAUUACUCCCACUUGAGCGGCUUACUCUGCCUUACUGUAACGUUACUCUAACAAUAUUCCUACUCUACUUUGGCUAGCUGCUCGGCCCGGCGAGUGUCCCAACGAUCUUAAUAUAGUCCUCCCUAGGCGUGGAAUUAUGUGCUUAAAUUAAUAUGUAAACUUAUGUCCAAGUGAUUUUUACUUAUGAACUAUGCGUGUGUGCACAUGUGAGUAUGUAAGGUAUGUGUAUGCCCCUGAAUGCCAAACUGCAAUGAAAGGAGCAAAACUAGGAAACGUUCACUUUUGUCAUCCUCCUCCCACAUUAAACAAAACAUUGUCUUGUAAUACAAGUGUGUCACCAAAUGUAAAGCCAUCAUCUCUCCCCUGGCUUAAAGCAGGCCUAACAAAACUCUGUCCUCUCCGAUGAUAGUCCUAUUCAACAAUAGGUCAGACUGCCUCCGCUUCCCUCAUUGCAUGAGUCUCUUCCUAAUGUACAGACUAUUGUUCCGCUUCUAAACACUACAAUGAAACAAGAUGGUGGAUUCACACAGUCUGACCUGUUCUGGGAGAAAAACAUGGAAUGGAAAGAAAGUUUUAACUGUGCUUUUCUCCACUUGCCACAGCAUCUCGUCACAACACUUUAAAAACAAUUGGUAACUGACUUCUUAUAGGAAUCGCAUAGGUCAUGAUUGACGGUUUUUGUUGUUUUGUAUUUUGACCAAUUGUAACACUAUUUUUCCUGUUGUUCAGGAAGAAGGGUUGAAGGCAGUGAAGUGUGGUAUGCUUAGAUAGAUGGUCGCUGGCGUACGUAUCACAGAGAAUCGCUGGAAACUGCAGAAUGAGUGUUCAUAUGCCCCUGUAACUGGAGCCAGGAAACCCCAAGCUUCUCUCAUGAGUGGUCACAUGAUGUACAAUACAGCCCCUUAGUCCAACACUAAUGGUGAGAGCUUCGAUUGAACGUGUAGUUUGACUAGCUAAAGCCUACCGCUCAGAGCAAGGGAGACUGCCAUCUCACUGUGUUUGUGCCAUGGUUUGGUAGCAAAGUAGGACCCCCAACUCUCUAUUAUAAUACGCUGACACACCAACUACCAAGCACUUAGUAUUCCUAGAUAUAACAGCCUUCUACUGGGGAUAGCAUCUCAAAGCUCUAAAACUAUUAAGCCACUCUUAACGUCCCAGAAUGUCCAUAUCCAUCAGCGCUCUCUAUUCUUCCUUUGGCAUCUCUGUUCAGUAUUAAAAGAUGGUAAUAUAUGGAAACUGCCACUUUCAUUUGACUUUUACUCCAAUGUUAGCUCAGCUGUAAUGACAUGUUUCUUUAAAGUGCCUUAGACACUAGAUAAGAGCAUUAGUGGGUAAUGCACGGUGUGCACCUGUAUUAAAAAGAAAGACGUGUAGGUGAGCACCUGUAUUAAACAGAAAGACGUGUAGGUGAGCACCUGUAUUAAAAAGAAAGACGUGUAGGUGAGCAUGUAUU
Salvelinus sp. IW2-2015 is the source of this 3626-nucleotide messenger RNA. The record is from RefSeq and is a predicted model, not a curated record. NCBI's taxonomy places the organism in Eukaryota, Metazoa, Chordata, Actinopteri, Salmoniformes, Salmonidae.